Molecule: messenger RNA, 5339 nt
Organism: Nannospalax galili (Upper Galilee mountains blind mole rat)
Lineage: Eukaryota; Metazoa; Chordata; Mammalia; Rodentia; Spalacidae
Gene: Pwwp2b
Product: PWWP domain containing 2B
Exons: 3
Coding region: 1-1809 (602 amino acids)
Cellular component (GO): nucleoplasm; nucleus
Source: RefSeq, a predicted model, not a curated record
AUGGAGCCGCGGGCCGGCUGCCGGCUGCCGGUGCGGGUGGAACAGGUCGUCAACGGCGCGCUGGUGGUCACCGUGAGCUGUGGCGAACGCAGCUUCGCCGGGAUUCUGCUUGACUGCACGAAAAAGUCUGGCCUCUUUGGACUGUCUCCAUCUACUCUGCUGCCUCCAGCUGAUGACCCCUCUACCAUUAGCUGCAAUGGCCAGGUUACUGAGGAAGGGACUGGGGAAGCAAUGCAGCUGGAGACAGGCUCCUUGCCUCCUCCCCACAAAGACAAGUCCCCAGAGGAGGAGCAGCCUCUCAAGACAGCUGGUCCUGAGCUGCCCCCACCCCUUGUACCACCUCUGCCUGUUGGUAGCCUACCUCCCUUCCCACCCUACUUUGAAGGUGCCCCAUUCCCCCACCCGCUAUGGCUGAGGAACACCUACCAGCAGUGGGUACCCCAGCCCCCACCCAGGACCAUCAAGCGGACCAGGCGGCGACUGUCCCGCAACCGGGAUCCAGGCAGGCUCAUCCUGAGCACCAUACGCCUGAGGCCACGCCAAGUGCUGUGUGAGAAAUGCAAGAGCAACGUGAGUCCCCAGGAGGCCACCUCUGGCCCCCUGGCCACUCCCAGGGCCCGCCGGAGGCUGGGCAGUGGCCCUGACAGUGAGCACCGCAAGCUUGAAGAGCCAGAGGAUGGUGACCGCACAGCUGCAGCCACCCCAAGGAGAAGCAAGAGGGAGAGACGGGAGGAGGACAGGGUCCCUGGGGAGCAGGUGCCACGGAGCCCCGUCAUCAAGAUCUCUUAUAGCACACCCCAGGGCAAGGGCGAGGUGGUCAAGAUCCCAUCCAGAGUGCAUGGCUCCCUGGAGCCCUUCUGCCCUCAACAGUCUCUACAGAAUGGCAGCCAGGACUCGGAGGCAGUGAGGGAUAUAGAACCCAGGGGUAGUGGGGACCGGCCACCCAGUGGGCCUUCAGCCUCUAUCCCUAAACUGAAGCUGACGCGUCCAGUGCCUCCCACCUCAGACCUGCCGCCUCCCAAAAUCCGCCUGAAACCCCAUCGGCUGGGGAAUGGGGAGCGCGAGCCCUUGUACCGGGCUGAGCUAGUGGAGGAGCUAAAUGGCUGCCCACGUGGCCACAGGGCUAGCUCUCCCUCCCUCUUUGCUGAUGGCUCUACCCGCAAGCUGGAAGAUUUGUCUUCUGGAAGUUCUGGUGAGGAUGAUGACCUCAAGAGGUUUCCCCAAGGUAAACCGGGACGAGCUGGCUUGACUUUUCUUGUUGAUUGCCCUGAGAGGAGAGCAGAUUGUGCCAGUGAAUCUAUGUGCAGCAGUGACAGCCUCGACGAAUUGAAAUCGUCUGGUUCAGAAGUGACAUCUCCAGACACAGGGGACCUGUCAUCCGGAGAUGGUACCUCUGCACUUUCCUCUUCUGGUGAUGCUCACCAGACAGUCCCUCCCCUCACAGUCAGACUGCACACUCAGAGCGUCUCACAGUGCGUGACUGAAGACGGAAGGACGGUGACCGUGGGGGACAUCGUGUGGGGUAAGAUUCAUGGUUUUCCUUGGUGGCCCGCGCGCGUCCUUGACAUCAGCCUUGGCCAGAAGGAGGACGGAGAGCCCUCUUGGCAAGAAGCAAAAGUCUCAUGGUUUGGGUCUCCAACUACAUCAUUCUUGUCUAUUUCAAAACUUUCCCCUUUCUCUGAAUUUUUCAAACUGAGAUUUAACCGUAAGAAGAAGGGGAUGUAUCGGAAAGCUAUAACUGAGGCGGCAAAUGCCACGCAUCAUGUGGCUCCAGAAAUAAGGGAGCUCUUGACCCAGUUUGAAACGUAACUUUGGUUCCAGGAGCAGGUCAUCAACAGUGAAGUGCAGCCGCUGUCCUGGAACUUCUGGCCUCCGUCUGAGGGGCCCAUGUGCCUCUGGCUGGGUGUGUGCGGAAACAUGCUGGGCACAGUGGUCGACCUGACUCAAGGUCCCCAGAGGAGCACAUGUGCACAAGGAGGGGCCACGGCUGGGGCACCUGGCUCCUCUCAGCUGAAUGUAUCUGUUCCCAGGGCUCAGGCUGCAGCAUUCCUGGCUGGGAAGUGGCCUGGAGUUUGGUGACAUGUUUGCUGCUUCGUGUGCCAGCAGCCUCCAGCUUAGGCAUCCCCAUACAGAAGCAGGGCCCUCUGCCCAGCCUGUGUGGCUGCUGGUGUGAGUACUGCCCAGCCACAGAGCGCCCUCCCAGGUCUGGCCUUGGCUGCUCAGCUUGAGCUACCCUGCAGGCUGGAGAAAACCAAAUUGCACGUAUGGGGUCCUCCUUCCUCAGCCCCGGGGUGCAGGGUCUCUGUGCACUCGAGGGCCAGGACCUACCUGCAUCUCCCCCAUGUUCCCCUCAGAGCAUCAAAGCGUUCCUGGGCUCCCAGCCCUGGCCUGCAAGAGCACCUCGUUGGAAGGUUGCUAUGUUGCCAGUACUGGGAGGGGGAGCGGGAGGGCAGACCUGAAAACAGGCCUCAGGUUAGGAGAGACCAGCUCUCCCCUGUGAGGCCACAUUCCUUUCUCCUCUGUUACUUCUAAGACCCAAAAGAAAACAGAAAGAAAAAGGAAACUGCUUCUUCUACUUCUUUGUUUAAACAUGAAGAAUAAAGAGAGGUCCGUGUCAAGGCUCUGGCCUGAACAGUCACAAAGCUGCACCCAUGUCUGCCUGACCUGUGAGAGGUUGAAGUCCUUUUGUGGAGGAGAGAAGGGCUAUGGCCCCUGUCAAGAUGGCUCUUUGCCUCUCAUGGCUCAUCAUCACCUGACUGGAGGCAAACUGCAGCAAGCCCCAUUCUGCUCCAGGUGGCAGUUCCCACGUCCUGCCUUGCAACUCCCUCCUGGUUUCCUGUUCACCCUUGAACUCCCAGCUUGGGCCUGGAGUAGUUUGUCUGCUGCGGAGCCCUCUCUCUCUGUGCCUCCCUUAGCUCUGUCAGACCUGAGGGGCAUCCUGAGGCAUGGCAGCGGCUUUGCUCAUUCCUCAUUUUGAUGGAACAGUCUGGGUUCUGAGGGUGCCACAACCCUCAGAAGGAACUGUGGGUAGGACAGGGACUGUGGUCUUCUCCAGGAGAAGGGGCUCAACUCAGAUCCAUCACUGCCUGGCCCCGUGAUUGCUCUCUUGGUGUUUGCCCAACACUUUCGAAACAGCAAAUCUCAAUCUCCCCAGAUUCAAAUCCCCCAGAAGGAGGUGACAUCAGCUACUCAGCCCUGAGACCACACACACACACCACGUCCUGUUUUUCAGGAUUUGGGUUCCCUCAUCUUGGGGGGUGGCUAUGUCAGAGGAUGUAUCCUGGUGAAUGGGGGACUCAUGUUCCCUAUGUAGUGAACUCAUGACUAGAACAGGAAACCUUCCUCCAGUGCCCUAGUGUCUGGGCCUGGGAGUCUUUGAAAAUACAUAGUGCAUACCUUAAUUCCAGCACUUAGGAGGCAGGGGCAGAUGGAUCUCUGUGAAAUUGAGGCCAGACUAGGCUACAGGGAGACCCUGUUUCAAAAUAAAACAACCUCCUCCCUGGCCCCCAAAUGCAUAGCCGGGGGUGGGGACUCUACAUGAGGGUGAGGGGACUGAAGGAAUGCGGGCAGCCAGGCUUGCCUUUGUGCCCCCCCUUGAGGCUGUGACAGUAGGAGUUGCCCCCAACUUUCCCUUCAACCUAGGAAGGCUGAGCUUUUGUUUCUGGAUGAUCAGGGCCUGGGAAGCCAGACUUGCUGCUGCAGAUGGGUGGUGGUCACACCACACUGGGUCCUGAAUUGCUGCACUUCCUCCCAGGGACUCCCACAAAAUCCUGCACUGGGAAAAUUCCUGCUUCCAGUUAGCUUAAGCCCAGGGGACCCUGCUCCCUAGGUUGCCUAGGGCCUGGGACAGGUUUUCAUCUUCAGGAGGCCUGCUCUACUGGGCAGAAGGGUGAGGGUAUAUCUCGCUCUAAAACAAACACAACUACGCAAGGCACAUUUGGGCUUUUCUGUGGAGUGAUUUAUACAUCCAUCUUUAAAAACUUUAGGUCAGGGCCAGGCAUGGUGGCAUGCCUUUAAUCCCAUCAUUUGGGAGGCAGAGGCAAGCAAGAUCAGCUUGGUCUACGUAGCAAGUUCCAGGUGAGUCAGGGCUGUACUGUGAGACCCUGUCUCGAAAACAACAAACAAGAAAGACCGCUGGCACCUGUCCCAGACCCCGGGCCGGGGGAACGGAGUGGCCUUCUACUGAGGAUUGAAGAAAUAAGUCGGCACCAUGUGUGAACACUGUGCCCGGAGGUCUCCAACAGCAACUCAGAAGGCUGGCUUUGCCCUCUGUCCAUAGCUAUCUUUGGUACCCAUAUUUCUGAACCACAAGUUCUGGAUGAGGCCAGCAGGGUCUAAGGGGGGCAAGACCAACUCCCUCAGCAAAGUAGAAGAGGGUUCCUCAUGCACUCUGAUUCCAGACAUCAUCUUUCAGCCCAGGAAGACACUGUCUUGGGGGCCCAUGGUUUAGCCUUUCUGCUAGGGGAAUUGCGGGUCCAGGAAUACUCGCCACUGGGCAGCACCUGGCCACACACAUGGCCUUCAUCAGGCCAGAGCUUCUGACAAGAUUUUAGGCCAGUGAUAGUUGCAUGGCCUAGUGUCUGAAAAUGAGUCCUUCCACAUCAGACCAGUUUGAGACCAACUUCCAGAACCUCGGCUUCUGGACCUCAGGAUUGGAUCAGGGACUGUCCAUCCACAUAUGCAGAGGGCUCUGCAAGUAAGCUUCCCUGCCUGGUAGAUCUCAGCAGUCAGCCCUGGGCACCUCAUCCUAGAGAACUGAGAGGUUUCAGUGAAAAGUCCCAGGGUCUGGCGGUGCCCUUUGUGGUAGCCAGGGACCCUGGGCCUUGACCGAGAAGGGUAGAAAACACUACCUUAGACCCUCAAGCCCAGCUCCCCAGUGCACUGGGGAGUCCUCUCUCUGGAACAAAAUGAACAUUUGCGUGUCUGGUUCUUCCCAAACUUCAGGUCCAUGAAAGCCCCUCUCAUGUCCCUGGUAGCACUUCCUAGGGAGGCCAGGGGAUUGUCACACGGAUGUCUCUCUGAGGGAUGGGCCUGUCCGGCUAUCCAACUGUGACCCUCAUGCCACCUGAUCCUACUCAGGGAAACCUUCUUACCCUAGGUUGGGGCCCCUUGGCUGCACACAAGAUUGUUGCCCUCUUAAGCUGCCCACUGGCUCAGAGGCCCAAGGCGCUAAACCUCCUUGGAGGAGUGGUCAGUACAGAGUCUUCGAGUCCUGAACUUGCCUGUACGCCCUAGCACCCACUCCCGGCCUGGGGACAACAGCAGUCCUUGGGUAUGGCAGAAUGUAGAUAAUGCUUCUGAUCUAAUUAAAAGUACAGGCAACUUUUAAAAGCCAUUAA